UAGUUCACGAACUACACCCAUGAAUACAUCCAUGAACAUUCAACCACAUUAACAUUAAACAUCAACAACAACAUCAAAAUAACUUUCUCUCCUUCUCUUCUCUUCUCUUUCUUCUCUCUCUCAACUCAACCUCUUUUCUUUCUCAUACUCUCUCCCUCAGAUUCUUCCUCUCACACUUUUUCUUCUCUUUCUUCCAUUCUCUUCCUUCUUUAAAAUCACCUGCAUAACAUAACAGACACUGUAUGCCACCCUGCCCCCAUUUGUUUUCUUCUCUCAGUUCUUUCCUCAUCAAAUUUUAAAAGAAACCUGUUCCGUUGAGGGGUUUUCUCUUUCUUCUCUGUUUCAAUGGAGAGGUGUUACAAUGAGAAAUCAUACACGUCCAAGAAAAUAGACCUCACUCUGAAGCUUUCUCCUUGCGGUGAGAAUGCAGAAGAAAGAAGGUUGGCAAGGUCAUCAUCAGUGGAGGGUGAGGCAAGUGGGGUCCAGUGGGGCCCAUAUCUUGGCAGAUCUUGUUCAUUGCCAGAAGAGAAGCAGAGGAGCGUGACCUUACUCUCACCUCAAGUGUUUGCCUUGGUGGCUGCUUCUGCUGUCAAUGCCAAUUCACCCUCAUCACUUCCCCAACUCAAGCCACUCCCAAUUCCUUCUCAGCCUUCGCAGCUUCAUGGUCUGAGACAUUCAGACAAAGGAGUUGCUUUAAAAAUCCAAACUUCAACUGUGAAAGACAAGAAUUCCAUGGUUUCCAAGAAGACCAUGACCAAGAAAAUUUCAGCUAGGCAUGGUGAGACUAAGGUGGAGAAUGAGGCGAAAAGGCAUAAAGUUGGGAACUACUGCAGCCUGAAGGGUGAUGUAAUGGAGAUCCUGAGACAGAUGCCAAGUGUGAGUGCAACUGGAGAUGGCCCUGAUGGGAAGAGAAUAGAAGGGUUUCUCUACAAGUACAGAACUGGUCAAGUGUGCAUUGUUUGUGUCUGCCAUGGUAGUUUCCUCACUCCAGCUGAGUUUGUGAAGCAUGCUGGGGGCAAGGAAGUGGCCAAUCCCAUGAAGCAUAUCACUGUUUUUUCUAACUCAUUUUAGAGUUUGAAUGCAGAGGGAAGUGGAGCAAAGAAACUGUCUUUUGAGUAGUUUAGUUUCCAUGAUUUGAUUAUUGAACAAAUGUGGCCUCCUGGUUCAAAGGAAAUUUCAUCAAAGGUUGUGUGUACUUUUGUUAACCUCUGUCAUACGAGGUAAAGACAAGGGAAUUCUAUGAUUUAGGCCAAAAUUUUCUCCA
Molecule: messenger RNA, 1264 nt
Organism: Vigna unguiculata (cowpea)
Lineage: Eukaryota; Viridiplantae; Streptophyta; Magnoliopsida; Fabales; Fabaceae
Biological process (GO): negative regulation of DNA-templated transcription; signal transduction
Cellular component (GO): nucleus
Source: RefSeq, a predicted model, not a curated record